UUGGCCCCUCCCUCACUCCACGUUCCCUUGCUACCCACGUUUUCUAGAAGUACAUAAUCUCCCAUCUCAUACUACCAUUCCUGUUUUUUUCUUCUCUCUAAUUUCUAAAAUAUGUAUAACUAAAAUCCCCUGAUUACGCCACGUCACGCACUCACCGCCGAGAUUGCUCACGUGUCCAAAUCGAGUCUCGCAGAAAUUCACUUCCUCCUUUGAAUUUUGAAUCCUUCGUCACUAAGAAAAUUUAGAAAAAAAGGAAAAUACCAGUCCCAUUUCCUCCUCCCUUAUAUAUAUUGAUGCACCCAACUUUUCCACGGGAGCGAAACUCCAUUUCUCCCCUUGAGGCACCCGGGGAUCAAAUCUUAAAAUCAACCGGUUUUCUUCGACUUCCCUGUCAGCCUCCGCCAUGUUCGACGAUGAACCAGUCAAUCGAAAUCCCCAGCAUUCAAUCCCAGCCCUUGAUUUAGAUCGCCUUGAAAUAGUUACGGCUCUAGGAAGAGGAGCGAAAGGAGUGGUGUUUCUUGCCAGAGAUGAAGUGAAAGAUGAGAUUUUCGCUUUAAAAGUAAUAUCUCGAGAUUCGAUCGAGAAGAAGAGUAAUAAAGGAGUAAGGAGUAGUGAUGGAAAUGAAGGAAACGAGUACAGAAGAGUUAGUUUUGAACAGCAAGUGUUGAAGAAUUUUAACCACCCGCUUUUACCGCGAUUACGAGGAGUUUUGGCUACGGAUAAAGUCGUGGGUUAUGCCAUCGAUUAUUGUCCCGGUCGUGAUCUUAGUUCUUUGAGAAAGAAACAAACUGAGAAAAUGUUCUCCGACGAUGUUAUAAGGUUUUAUGCAGCGGAAUUGGUUCUCGCUUUGGAGUAUCUUCAUAAUUUAGGCAUUGUUUAUAGAGAUUUGAAGCCUGAGAAUAUCAUGAUCCAAGAAAAUGGCCACAUAAUGCUUGUCGAUUUCGAUCUUUCCACGAAGCUUCCUCCAAGAUCAACUAAAAGUUCAACGCAUCUCAACUCGGUCACUGAAAGGCCGCCGGACUCAGUCAAGAAAAGGCGAUUCUCUCCGUUUCAGAGGUACUGCAACUCAGGAAUCACGCCCGACGACUCGGCCUCCCAAGCCGGCGUCAACUCGGAGCAUACUGAGUCUGACUCGGUAGAGAAAUCAAACUCGUUCGUCGGAACAGAGGAGUACGUGGCGCCAGAAAUCAUAUCAGGAGACGGUCACGAUUUCGCCGUGGAUUGGUGGUCCCUCGGGAUCGUUCUUCACGAAAUGCUGUACGGAACGACGCCGUUUAGAGGUUCAAAUAGAAAGGAAACGUUUUAUCGCAUUUUAACGAAAUCGCCCGACCUUGUGGGCGAACCGACGUCGUUGAGGAAUUUAAUAAGGUUGUUUCUAGAAAAGGAUCCAAAACAGAGGAUCACGCUGGAGAGUGUCAAGGGACACGAUUUUUUCAAGGGGAUCGAUUGGGAAUUGAUUCUGCGAAUCGGGCGGCCACCGUAUAUUCCCCCACAAUCAGGGAAUGAGAUUUGGAAGGAGGGCGCGGAAGGAUUUAACAAAAUCGAUGUGGAGUUAUUUGUGCAAGGAAUAUAUGCAAAUGGUGAGGCUGGUGGGAAGAGCAAAGGUAAACAUGAUGAGAGUCAUGAUAAUAAUAAUAAUAAUAAUUUGGAGAAUGUAAACAAAAACGGUUGGCUUAAAGGGCAAAAUCAUCAUCCUUGUGAAGCUAAUCAAUUUGCUGUUUUCUAACUUUAUAAUAAUAAUAAUAAUAGUUGUUAUUGAUUUUUUUUAUUUA
This is a messenger RNA of Theobroma cacao (cacao), 1772 nucleotides long. Its product is annotated as serine/threonine-protein kinase OXI1. Lineage: Eukaryota; Viridiplantae; Streptophyta; Magnoliopsida; Malvales; Malvaceae. The record is from RefSeq and is a predicted model, not a curated record. Gene Ontology annotation, molecular function: protein kinase activity; ATP binding. Gene Ontology annotation, biological process: protein phosphorylation.